Vollenhovia emeryi is the source of this 5566-nucleotide messenger RNA. Its product is annotated as phosrestin-2-like. The transcript has 11 exons. NCBI's taxonomy places the organism in Eukaryota, Metazoa, Arthropoda, Insecta, Hymenoptera, Formicidae. The coding region runs from base 977 to 2854 and encodes 625 amino acids. Gene Ontology annotation, biological process: G protein-coupled receptor internalization; signal transduction. Gene Ontology annotation, cellular component: cytoplasm. The record is from RefSeq and is a predicted model, not a curated record. Gene Ontology annotation, molecular function: G protein-coupled receptor binding.
ACGGCGAGCCGUGCCACACGACGGACGUCGGGCGCAACGUCGAGCUCCACUACUUGCCACGGCCUAAGCCGACCCCAAACGGGCCUCGCUCGCUGCUUUAUGACCCCCGAGUGAAACGGAGAACGACGAUAUCACGGGAAUAUAUUAUCUGUGUAUUAAACUCGUCUUUCCACGACGUCGACCUGAGAGAGAGAGAGAGAGAGAGAGAGAGAGAGAGAGAGAGAGAGAGGGGAGGGGGGAGGAAGAGAGAAAGAUUCAUUGCGGAAAGUUUAAACACCAGAAUUGAAGACCCAGACAUAAUCUGGGCGAGAGCCGCAUCGUCGACGCUAAAGAUACGGGAGUGAAGAAAGACCCUAUCUCUAAUCUUCGCUCUCUCUCUUCGUCCUAAAUAAAUAUACAGAUCAGCUUGGCGCGUUAAAGCUCCAAGCUCGUUAGAACUGUAUCGAUAUCCUUGCUUAAACACCGAGGAAGAUCGUCCAAGAAUAACGGACUGUCAGUAUAAGACUCGAACGUGGGCAUGUAACGCACCUCUGAAUUCUUAAAGGGCGCUUCGGGAACAAUUUGCUGGAUCGCGGGGCUCGCCGGCACCAGCGAGGGAGAACAAAUGGGAGAAGCGUACCCGAUGUCCCUCGCCCGGGGAAGAUCGAUGCGAUCGUAAACGGUGUUUUGGCGUUUAUGGCCCGUCCUUAAUACACCACGGUGAUCCGCCGAGUUGACGGUUUUAGCGGGUGAUACCUCGCCGCUCACGUCGUAGGCAGUGUUCGUAAAACUUACGUAACCGAACUUUAACAGAACGCGUACAUAACGAUCAGCCCUAACGGGACCUUGACACGUGCCCUUUCAUCGACUCGAGAGUGCGUCCAGGAAAUUCCCAUUUCCUGCCACGCGAAGAUAUCGUCAAUAUUCUCCCAGAUCUAACGCAUUCCAUGAAGGAAAUUCAAAACGUACGGAAUGAGCCAGUGCGAAACCAUACUCCAUGAAAGCAGCGAAAGGCAAGUCUGAUAAAAAUGCGGUAUCACGCCAUCUGAACGAAAUACAAACAGAAAGACUUCGGUCGAAGCCGCAGCGCGUGUGGGUGGUGUAUGUGAACGAAAUCAAGAGAGUUGUGUGCGUGAUCGUGUAUUGCUUGUUGGGCCUCUGCUGUGGCCGCGCUGAAAGGACGAGAAAGGACGAAGAGAUGGCGGAAAACGACAUCCAUGUCGCACCUGACGCCACCGUGAUUCAAUCCGACGAUGAAGAGCAACAAAAAGAGCUAUAUCCCAACACGGUGGAACAUAGGAACACCGCGGUGGAGAAUUGCGACGCAAAAACCGAGAGAACAACUAAUGAGAAAGAAAAAGUGGAUGAUCAUCGGGUGGAGACAUCGGAUCGAGCGCAAGAAUUACAAAUACAGAUGCAACCGCAAAUACUGCAGACUGACAUGCAAACUGACAGAAAAAUCGAUACAAGUUCGGAUCACAUAUUUGAUGUCGCAUUCGACGAUAAAAGAGUCUACAAGAAACCUUCGCCAAAUAACAAGUUGACACUUUACCUAACCAGCAGAGAGAUCAUCGUUAGUGAAGCCAAGAAUGACAACAAACUCCUAGGUGUCUUCGUAGUUGAUCCCGACUAUGUGCAUGAAAAGAAGGUAUUUGGUCAGAUAAUGCUGACUUUCCGUUACGGAAGAGAAGACGAAGAAGUAAUGGGCCUAAAAUUUUGCAACGAGGCGAUGAUGUGUCUGGCACAACUGUACCCGUCCUAUGUGGGAGCUCAUCAUCUGGAAACUAAGACCCCAUUGCAGAAUGAACUUAUCAAAAGACUAGGACCCAACGCACACGCGUUCACCAUAGAAAUUCCAUCAAUCGCCCCACCAUCCGUGCGACUAGUACCAGCUAAGGAAUACAAUGGUCCACCUAUAGGUAACAGCUACGACCUCAGAGUUUACGUGGCGGAGCGGGCGGACGAACAAUUGCACCGUAAAACCAUCGUCAGGAUGGGAAUUCAGGUGAUCCAGCGAGCCACGAAGCCGCCCUUACCGUCGAUGACUAUGUACAGUGUCCCUCUCUCCCAAGAACCAUCGACUGGCUCGAGAAUUCAAGGAUCCAAAACAAGAGUGGCGUUAGCGGAAAAUGAAAUCAUAGAGGAUAAUGAGAACGUGGGACCACAUGCGGCAGUAGAAAAACCAUUUUUAUUAAGUGAUGGUCGCGUCAGAUUGGAAGCAGGGCUAGACCACUCAAUCUACGAACACGGAGACCCAAUCAAUGUCCACGUCAGUGUUCGCAACAAUAGCUGCAAAUCAGUAAAGAGAGUAAAGAUAUUUGUCGUGCAACACGUGGACGUUUGCAUGUUUAGUAACGGCAAAUUCAAGAAUGUUGUGACCGUUAUGUCCUCGCAAGAGGGCUACCCCCUGGGCCCAGGUCGCAAUUCGAGGAAGACUUACACGCUCAGGCUCGUUCAGGGCACGACUGAGAAUUGGAUCGCCUUAGAAGACAGCUACACGAAAACCGGAUCGAGUCUGGCAGCAACGGUUGUUAACCCCAGGAACAGACCCGAUGACAGGAACGUUUAUAUGAUUUACGUGUCCUAUUACGUAAAGGUCAAACUGUUCAUUUCGGCGAUGGGCGGUGAAGUAUCUGUGAAGCUGCCGUUCACGCUGAUGCACAGGCACACGGAUCAGGACCUCGUGGAAUUCCCGUCCCCUAUCCGGGAGGCAUCUAAGGAAUUUGGAAAGAGCGCGAACGACACCACGGAGAAUUCCGACAGCAGUAGUAGUCAUCGGAAUAAGGGAAACAGGCUGGAGGACAUUAGGGAGCAGGAGUCGAGGGUGGGUGACGUGGGUCUGAGAGAACACUGCGAGGGGGACGACAGCACCUGAGAGCGGGCGCAACGAGGCGACGCGAUGUCGCGGCCGUCUGCCAGGAAGAGCAGCGAUGCGAAAGCCAUCAAGAAUUCGAAUCACAAGGCCUGCAGGCUCAGCGUCAACAUUCAACGAGUUUGGUGCUGCUUCAGACGAGCCUCCUAGUAAACGGAUAAAUGGAAGUCUCGUAGCAGUGAUUGACUGAUAGCGUUUCGCUUGCGCCAUUGUUGCGAUUCCUCCUGUUUUCUCACGGGAAAAUCUCGCAACGAUCGCAUGUCAAAAGGGGGGGAAAAAAGAGGAUAAGAUAACGUAUAAAUAAGUGAACUUUGUCAAUUGUCGUUAGAAUCAUUGAAUGUACACGUAAACGUGGAUAUCUCAUUAUUUUUCUUUGGAGGUAAAAGGAUUAUGUGCAAUUUUAGAGAAGCAAUGAACGACUUACCGCGCUUUACAUUUCGUAGAGAAAAUUUUAUAGAGGCGCGACUAAUUAUAAGACAUUGUAUUUUCAGGAGGGAUCAAGAAGUCGUGCGUAUUAUCGCACAGAUCAAGAUUUGGAUUGUCCUCAAUAGAAAAAGGAAUGUUUCAAUGAAUGUCAUUGCUGUAAUCAAGUAUGCGAAGUUGCAAGCUACUAGUGUAUCAUACAUAAGUCGUAUCUCUCGGCAUAAAUUCACUGACAUUUCGUUGAAAGACUUGAUUUCGCAAAUUUUCCACCUAGAGCUUUCAUCAUGUGAAAGAGAAAGAUCUCCCAAGAGAUGAGUGUCCCUGUAUAUUAACUCCGUUGGAUAAUAUUAAGGCGAUAUACAUAUAUAUAUGUAAUAUAUUCUUAUAAACUACGAGAAUUUUAUCGCUCACUACCUGGCUAUCUAAAGCUUCGUGAAUGUAAAUCAACUCGAAACUGUUUGCGUUUGUAUCUUCCUACUUGUUUAAGAUAUGAGAAGUCUCCUACUGCCACCUGGAUCACUCGCAAACAUUUCUCCGUUCAUUAAUUUCGAAAGCAUAUGAAAGAACAGAACAUUUCCUCAGUCUUGCAUACAAAACUUGUAGACUUAUCUACUUACUUCCUAUACUGAAGUAAUAUAUACCGAAUUAAAACUAUCAAAGAUAUUUUUCCAAGGAGAUAAAGAUAUAUCUAUUUUUUAUUAUAACGAUCAAUGUACAAAUUAUCCCGCUAUCACUAGAUAAAAUUUGAACUGUAUAUUUCUUUCGACAACCGUGAAAUUCGAUUUCUUCCGGAGGAUCCCUGAUAUCUUAAGCGAGAGUUUUCCGCUGCAAGUUGCAGCUUCGAUAUUAUAAUCGUAAUAUCGAGACGAAAUAUUUUUAUGCGUAUUCACAAUUGAAAGUACAUUUAAACUUAACUGAAAGAAAUUAAUUACAUUUAAACCUAACCGAGAGAAAUUAAUUAUAUAUAUCUACAGUAUCAAUUGUACAGACAAUUUUUUAAUUUUCAUAUAAACUACAAAACCACCAUAUCUAUCAUUAACAUUUAAUCAUUUCAUCUAGUGAUACUGAAAUGACUUGCGCAAUUACAUGCUUUUGUCCGCAAGAGAAACUAUUACACUGACUGACCAAUCCUGUGCAAAAUGACAAACUAAUUGCGACUAAACGAAAAAAAAAAGGUUAUCAUAGUAAUCAUUUCCAAAUGAGAUGUGGUAUUAACACUACGUCAAGUGAAACUUGAAUCGCUUCUCUAUCCACAAUAAGAUAUGUAAAGAUGUACAGAUUGUAUCUUUAGCAUUGUAAAUAAUAAAUACAUAUAUGUAUUUAUAUAAUAGUUACAUAAAUUUCUGUAAUAUCUAAACCGAUCAUGUCCUAUCUGCAAUAGGACAUGAUUAUAUAAUUAAAAAUUAUGAUAACAUAUCGUAAAUUGUCGCGAGCGAAAAUUUAUAUUCUAUAAUUCACGCGGUAUCUCUGACUUUCGUCCUUUUAUUUGAGCAUAAGUUAAAAAUCUGAAGCGAGUCUUAACUUAAUGUCUCGUUGAAACGUAGUACUUUCAACAAGCAACAUAUUGAGCAAGCUGUACAAGGAUGGGCAAAGUUGAGAGGGUGUGUGUGUGUGUGUGUGUGUGAAGUUGGCAGCCCAUUUUCAAACACCAAACGUUUCAUUAACACUUUGCAUCCGCAAUAAUUCUACAGUUUCUAACAGGUUUUGAUUUGGAUAAAAAAUGUUGGAAACUAUUUCUAAAACCUAUCGGGAACUGUAGCCACUGUAUUGUCGCGCAGAUACUUUGAGGUGCCAACUUCGCGGUGAUCAAAGUUGACCAAUUUGAUAAAUAAGUAUUUAAUGAUCUUUUGCUGAGAAAUCAGUAUUCUAAUAUUUCUAUAAAUUCUUAUAUCCACAGCGUUUUUAUUCUACGUUACUAAAUUUUGUUCUUAAAUUUUAUUCAAUAUAUAGCAAACAUAUAAACAUGUAGUCCUUUAUCGUGGACUAAAGCGCAGCUUCCCACACGUUAAAAUUAAUUCUGCGUUCCUAAUCCCCCGACGUUUAAUUACUGUUUAUUGUAUCUUAGACCGACUGUGACCAAAUUCUGAUUAACUUACCCAAUGGUUAACUUGUAUAAAAAAAAAUUCAUAGCACUUUAUUUGUAUAAAGAGAACUAUAAGGGCUGGUUGUUCCAACCUCUUGAUAAGUUAACUAAUAGUUAAAUCAUACAUGUCUAUUCUCCUUCAAAUUAGAUAAAGAUAGACAUAUAAUUUGACUGUUAGUUUGCCAAGAGGUUGGAAAAACCGAUACUGA